Molecule: messenger RNA, 1852 nt
Organism: Callorhinus ursinus (northern fur seal)
Lineage: Eukaryota; Metazoa; Chordata; Mammalia; Carnivora; Otariidae
Gene: ENTREP1
Product: endosomal transmembrane epsin interactor 1
Cellular component (GO): membrane
Source: RefSeq, a predicted model, not a curated record
GGGGCCGCCCUGCCCCCCCCCGUGCGGCCUCGCUGCGCCGCCACCGCCGCCGCCGCGGGGGUGCUGGCAGCGCCGCCCGCGCUCUCCUCCCGCCGGGCCGCCGCCGCCGCCGCCGCCGCCCCAGGCUCGGCGCUGCUGCCCGCUCGUCCGUUGCUGUCGCUCGGGCUGCUGCAGCUGAUCCUGGGAUGCUGCAUGGUGGCGCUGAGCUUCGGGGCGCUGUCGCUGAGCAGCUCCCCCCAGGUGAAGAACUCGUGUCCGUUCUGGGCCGGCUCCUCGGUGAUACUCUCUGGAAUCAUAGGAUUAACAACUUGGAAACGGCCUAUGAUACUCCUGGUGAACCUCUUUGUGCUGCUGUCUGUGGUGUGUGUCCUCUUAAAUCUAGCUGGAUUUAUCCUCGGCUGCCAGGGGGCCCAGUUUGUGUCCAGCGUGCCCAGAUGUGAUCUGGUGGACUUAGGUGAAGGAAAGAUUUGCUUCUGUUGUGAAGAAUUUCAACCAGCCAAAUGCACGGACAAAGAAAAUGCCUUGAAACUCUUUCCGGUUCAGUCUUGUAGCGCUGUUCACCUUCUACUUAAGAAAGUUCUUUUCGCCCUGUGUGCCUUGAACGCCCUGACCACCACCGUCUGCUUGGCAGCAGCUGCCCUUCGCUACCUCCAGAUAUUUGCAGCCAGAAGACCCUGCAUCGACGAAUCCCAGAUUUCUGCCGAAGAAGUGGAAGAACACGGACGGAUCCCAGACCCCGAUGACUUCGUACCGCCAGUGCCGCCCCCCUCCUAUUUCGCCACAUUUUACUCGUGCACGCCCCGGAUGGACCGCAGGAUGGUUGGUCCUGAUGUUAUUCCCCUCCCACACAUCCAUGGAGCACGAAUCAAAGGUGUGGAAGUGUUCUGUCCCCUGGGCCCUCCGCCUCCCUAUGAAGCCGUGGUGAGCCAGACAGACCAGGAGCAGGGACCUUCAUUCCACAUGCCAGAAGGAUUAGAAGGUGCCACGAGCCCCUUGGAACCGAUCUGCAUACCAUUGACUCAAGGUGAGGACAUUCCUAACACACCCAGAGAAGAAAGCACAUCGAUCUCAACUCCCGAUGCAAACCAGCUACCUCCCACGGGAAGCCGGAGAGUCUUCCCAGCCCUGAGCACAAGAUCGAGGAGUGACCCUGUGCUCCAUCAUUCCGCGGAGAGAGCUGUCCCCGUGCUCAGCUGCGAAGCCGCAACGCAGACCGAGGGAAGACCAGAUCUGGCCACGGUGACCUUGAGGAGAGGUUUGAGGUGCAGAGCUUCGCGAUGCCGGCCUCGGUCCCUGAUAGAUUACAAGUCCUACAUGGACACCAAACUGCUGGUGGCGAGGUUCCUGGAGCAGUCGUCCUGCAGUAUGACCCCAGACAUCCACGAGCUUGUGGAGAACAUUAAAUCUGUUCUCAAGUCCGAUGAGGAGCACAUGGAGGAGGCCAUCACCAGUGCCAGUUUCCUAGAACAGAUAAUGGCCCCGUUGCAGCCCAGCACUUCCCGGACCCACGUGCCGCCCUCGCGGAGACAGCCUGGCUUCUUGCACCUGCGGAGCUGCGGGGACCUGAGCACCUUCGUCCCGGCGGGGGGGCCGGGAGCCGAGAGGAGGCCCCAGCGAGCAGAGGCUGAGCGGCCCCACAGCCUCAUCGGCGUCAUCCGGGAGACCGUUCUGUGAACCUGUGGGGUUCGGCCUGAGCGGGGUGGGCGGGAAGGAAGAUGCACCCCGAAGGCAGAAUGAUCCCUCCUGACCUUGGAGUGCCCUGGCCGGGAGUCCGCGUGCCCUCUGGGCAGCCCUCAGAAGGGGGAGCAGGCACUCUGGGGGACAUUUGUUCUCACUCUCCAGCUCCUCUUCU